Lepus europaeus (European hare) is the source of this 3868-nucleotide messenger RNA. RefSeq names its product platelet derived growth factor D (gene PDGFD). The transcript has 7 exons. The record is from RefSeq and is a predicted model, not a curated record. Gene Ontology annotation, cellular component: membrane. NCBI's taxonomy places the organism in Eukaryota, Metazoa, Chordata, Mammalia, Lagomorpha, Leporidae. Gene Ontology annotation, biological process: platelet-derived growth factor receptor signaling pathway; positive regulation of phosphatidylinositol 3-kinase/protein kinase B signal transduction; positive regulation of cell migration. The coding region runs from base 271 to 1383 and encodes 370 amino acids. Gene Ontology annotation, molecular function: growth factor activity; platelet-derived growth factor receptor binding.
CCACCGGAGGGGGCAAACAAACGUCAACCUGUUGUUUGUCCCGUCGCCGUGUAUCCACUCCGAGCCCCAGCACAAGGAAGUGCGGCACGCACACGCGCUCGGAAAGUUCAGCAUGCAGGAAGUUUGGGGCGAGCUCGGCCACUAGCAAGGCGGCCCGGGCCAGCGCGCGGCGAGCGCAGGCGGCGAGGGGCACGGCGGCGCGGUGUCCGUCCCAGGAGCGGAACCCGGCUUUUUCUGGGAGCGACACCGACCCGAGGUCGCCAGUCCCAAAUGCACCGGCUCAUCCUUGUCUACACGCUAGUCUGCGGAAACUUCUGCAGCUCUCGGGACACUUCGGCCACCCCGCAGAGCGCAUCCAUCAAAGCUUUGCGCAACGCCAAUCUCAGGCGAGAUGAGAGCAAUCACCUCACAGACUUGUACCGAAAAGAUGAGACCAUCCAGGUGACAGGAAAUGGCCACGUGCAGAGUCCUCGCUUCCCGAACAGCUACCCCAGGAAUCUGCUUCUGACGUGGAGGCUCCACUCCCAGGAGAAAACAAGGAUACAACUAGCGUUUGACCAUCAGUUUGGAUUAGAGGAAGCAGAAAAUGAUAUCUGUAGGUAUGAUUUUGUGGAAGUUGAAGAUAUAUCUGAGACAAGUACCGUUAUUAGAGGACGAUGGUGUGGACACAAGGAAGUUCCUCCAAGGAUAACAUCAAGAACAAACCAAAUUAAAAUAACGUUCAAGUCUGAUGACUACUUUGUGGCUAAACCUGGGUUCAAGAUUUAUUAUUCUUUUGUGGAAGAUUUCCAGCCUGCAGCAGCCUCAGAGACCAACUGGGAAUCAGUCACAAGCUCUAUCUCAGGGGUAUCCUAUCACAAUCCAUCAGUAACGGAUCCCACUCUCACUGCGGAUGCUUUGGAUAAAACCAUUGCAGAAUUUGAUACUGUGGAAGAUCUGCUUAAACAUUUCAAUCCAGAGUCAUGGCAAGAAGAUCUUGAGAAUUUGUAUUUGGACACCCCUCAUUAUCGAGGCAGGUCAUACCAUGAUCGCAAGUCAAAAGUUGACCUGGACAGGCUCAAUGAUGAUGCCAAACGUUACAGUUGCACUCCCAGGAAUUACUCAGUCAAUUUAAGAGAGGAGCUGAAGCUGACCAACGUGGUCUUCUUUCCGCGUUGCCUCCUUGUACAGCGCUGUGGGGGAAAUUGUGGCUGUGGAACUGUCAACUGGAAGUCCUGCACAUGCAGUUCAGGGAAAACUGUGAAAAAAUAUCACGAGGUAUUAAAGUUUGAGCCUGGCCAUUUCAAGAGGAGGAACAGAGCUAAGAACAUGGCUCUUGUUGACAUCCAGUUGGAUCACCAUGAACGGUGUGACUGUAUCUGCAGCUCAAGACCACCUCGAUAAAAGACUGUGCAAACACUUACAUUAAGCAUGCAAGAGCAUUUAGUUUAAGGAGGGUGUGGUAAGAGAUCCUUUUCCCACCAGAAACAGAACGUACUACUAGCAUGCAUUGCAAUGAAUACAAGUGGUGGCUGAAUUUCAACCUAGCUUUGUUAUUGCCAUAGCACAUAGAAAGGUUAUGUCAUCAACUUCUAUAUCCAAGAAUUUAGGAUUCCAUUUAAUGAUAGUAUAUGAGGAGAUAUAUAUAUAUAUAUGAGGAGAUAUAUAUGUAUAUCUCCAUAUCUAGAUGUAAAUAGAUCAGAUGAUUUAUUCAGUAUAUAUAACCAGGCACACCAGAGCUCAUAUAUGGUUAUUUAGAACCUUAGUCUUUUGACAAAAUAAGGGGAAUAUCAAAUAUAUAUUUCUUUAAAAAAUUCAGAAGAUGGAUUUGUUUAUUUUUAGAUUUUGAAUUACUGAAAAAUUUUGAUUCUUUCUUUAGAAAAGUAUCUUGGAUAUUAAAAACCAAAAGAUGAGCUUUUCUUAUGUACAUGUCUUAGUUGAUUAUAAAACAGAAGAAAAACAUGAUUUCUGAGAAAAGGGCAAAUACUUAAUCAUUUUUCCCAGGAGAUGCAGUUACCUAUGUAGAUGAUAAUUACCUGUCUCCAAAACUGUGCCAAAAUAAUAUAGGUGCUUUAGAAAGUAAGUCAUUAAGUCUUCUUUUUAUGUGUUUUGCUGAUGUAUGCUAAUUCAUUUAACACCUGUCUCAAAAAUUGCUCAGAAGGUUUAUUAUUAUAAUCUUGCAAGAGACAAUUUAUAAGUUGUAGCCAAGUUUUGAAUUGUUUUCUUUCCAUAAACCCCUCCACAAGAGCAAACCCUUCCAAGAAUGACAUGGGGAUUGUGUAUGAGCCUUUCAUAAAGGUAUACAUUGGCAGAAUGAAGCAAUUCAAACUUAAAAAAAAAAAGCAAACUUUAAAAUGUUCACGUAACUGGAAAUCAGAAUGUCUGGUGGAAUCCUUGUUCAGUAAUGGAUUCAAACUCUCUAAGCCAUGCCAACACUUUUAUGUAUUUUGCCUUUGUGUCCCUGUCUCUUCAACAUACAGUCGUGAAUUUACAGCAGUGUUUUAUACUUGGCAAGCCAGCAUGGAUUAUUCAUAGUCUAAAAGCUUUUGCAUAUUAAUAAAACAACCAAUUUUGCUGAUGUAAAUCCCUGAUCAUAUCCUCAGUCACCAUUCUGCUUCUCGUUCCUGAACCCAGUGAAAUCAGAUCUGGGGUCUCGGUGCUUUCCAAAUCUAUGGAGCUUGUUUUAGGAAGCCAGUUGUAACUUACGGGAGCACAAGUUUGGCUCUGUUCCCCCACUAGAAAAUUGUUUUGCAAUGGUUAUUGAUAUUUAGAGUAAAUCUUCCUCCCUGGCUCCUGUAUGUCUAUUUUAAAUGAGACUGACCCCAGGAGCAGGAAAUGAUUCAUUAUUCUCUAAAGAAAGACACUUAAGAGAGAACACUGAAAUCGAGAUGGCCCAGGGACUGCUCAGGAGAGCUCUAUUUUUUUUCCUGCCUUACAAGUAAAAAGGAGAGCUUAUUGCUUCUGUGAGUCUAGGGCCCUACGGACUACAACCAGACACAGUGAGGCAUAUGUGACUGGACUACUUAAAGCCCAGUGUCAGAGGAGUGGCCUAUUCAAUAUAAUUAGAUUGCUAACUACAAUGCCCUAAACCCAAGUUCUCAAGUGUCCUUAAGGAGCUUGAUUUGUCUCCUAUUUUUGUAGUGAAAGACCUGUGCUUAUUAAAGAUAUAACUUUUACUGCUCCCCUAAAAGUAUACGGUGUUUUUACUCAGGGACUGAUUGGAAAAAUGUAAAUACUCUAUUGUUUAGUCUCCAUAAAACCAGAGCACAGUCAGAAAUAGCCAGGCAGACACCAACAAUCAGGAGUCACUCUUCUCCUUCAUGGCCACUGCAAGUUUUCUCUGAAAUCCUUGGCUUCCUGUACCAACCUCAAAAUGCGUGUUACAUCAUUCCAGUUUUUACGACUCACAUCGUAACUGUAAAUAUGAAAAACUGGAGUGUUCCACCCAAUUUUUAAUAAACCUUUCAGGUUGCAAUAACCCCACAAUAGUUUUCAGUUAAAACCCUAUCUGUAUGUUUAUUUAUUACCUUAAAUGUAAACAGGCAUAUUCAGUCACUUUACUUUUGCUUUCCUGAGUGUUUUAUUAAAAUUCCUCCCUUGGUUAUCUGUUAUCUAUUGCACUUCCAACUUGUAGCCAGUAAAUCUGUUUCAUGGCCAUCAAAGGAAUAAAAAGCUUACCGUACAAAUUACAUUUCAAAACAAGCCCCAGUAAAUCCACAUGUCUGCAUGGCUUACUCAAUAUGUUCUUACAGAAUAAAACACUUCCAUAUAUAACGAUUUUAUGUUUGUUUUUCACAUUGGUAAAAUGCAGCUUUUUAGGCUUCAUAGCAUUUUCUGUAAGCAAAUGUAAUAUGCUUCCAUGAAAAAUAAAUAUUGCUUUUGAACAAAA